UUAGUUGCUUUCCAUUUACAUCAAAACUCAGAUAAAUCUCACUUCUAUCUUUGUUACUCACAGAAUAUGAAACAAAGAUAGAAGUGAGAUUUAUCUGAGUUUUGAUGUAAAUGGAAAGCAACUAUUAUAUUCAUAGAUUUGUACCAUCAGAAUAUAACCUAUAUGUUAUACUGGGAUCUUUCAUUUUACAUCUUGAUGACAUGUGUGAAGGAAGCUUAGCUGUUAUCAACACUAAUUGGUUAACGCCUCGUAAAACACAAGUUUUUUGGCCACCAUAUAAAAAUAUAACAACUUUUAACAAAGCGUUGAAGAAGCAUGAAGAAAUCAAUGAAGAGAAAUGGACGUUGUAUGGUAUACAGAGAAUUUUUUAUGAAACAAGCUUUUCUAAAAAUAAUUUCUCAUAUAACAAUUCAUUAUAUAUUCUGAAUGAAGAAGGUAAUACAUAUAAAAUUUUUAUACAUUAUCAAAGAAGUAUUUAG
Odontomachus brunneus is the source of this 479-nucleotide messenger RNA. RefSeq lists its product as uncharacterized. Lineage: Eukaryota; Metazoa; Arthropoda; Insecta; Hymenoptera; Formicidae. The record is from RefSeq and is a predicted model, not a curated record. The transcript is spliced from 3 exons. Bases 111 to 479 code for a protein of 122 amino acids.